Molecule: messenger RNA, 1038 nt
Organism: Penicillium maclennaniae
Lineage: Eukaryota; Fungi; Ascomycota; Eurotiomycetes; Eurotiales; Aspergillaceae
Exons: 3
Coding region: 1-1038 (345 amino acids)
Source: RefSeq, a predicted model, not a curated record
AUGCCAUCUUCACGCACAAUCACUUUAUUUCUCCACACUCCGGCGCCCGGAGUUGCCUCACCAUCGCUGCACACGUGCCCCUUCCGCUCAUCCUCCAUCCAGCAUGGCACAGCCCACAGGCGACCCCAACCACGACCACAGCACAAAGCCCGCUUUGAUCUAAGGUCACAGCCAUCCAUCGCAUCAUUCUCCUCCACGACAGCCCGAUAUCGGGACCAAAACUACUAUGAAAUCCUCGACCUCCCUCCAACCGCCACAGCAGUAGAGAUAAAGAAAAAAUUCUACGCCCUCUCCCUCCGCCACCACCCGGACCGCAACCGCAACGAUCCCGACGCCUCGCAACGCUUCGCCCGGAUCUCAGCAGCCUACAACACCCUCGGCAACGCCAACAAACGCGCAAUCUACGACCGUGACCACGGCCUACACAUCCAACACACCCCCCCCAACAGGGAGCCACAGCAGCCACAGCGCAAACCUCCACAAAGGCUACGCCGGCUCACGACCACCCUCCGGCCUAUCCAAACGCCGCGGCACAUUCCACGGCCCACCACCCACAAGGCGGAUACGGCAGUACAGGCCGAACGGAAACCGGAUCAUGGACAGCCGGUGCGGACUUUGCGAAUGCCGCGUCUACCAGAGGCGGGAGUUCGAAAAAGGAGAGAUCCGGAGCACUACGAGGGAUUCAUUGAUCGGAAUCCCUUGGGACAUUUUAAUGCGAGGGGACAUUUUAGAACGCAGAAGGCGGAGGAUCUGAGGAGAAGGGAUCGGUAUGUUCGGGCGAAACAGGCGAGUUUGAAGGAGGACGGGGCACGGGAUACGAGUUCGAAGGGGGAGAUCAGAGUUCUUAGAUUGGUUACAGUGAGUGGGAUACUGAUUAUUACGGGAUUACUUGGGGGCUUUGUGCAGAGGGUCAUGCCUACGGGGCCGGCUGUGACGCCGCAGGAUCAGGCCAAGGCCAAGGCCAAGGCUAAGGCUGCUGCUGUUUCAGCGGAGCAGACGAGGAGGAGGGAUGCCCAGCCUCAAACUAUGUCGGGGUGA